AUGACCACGCCGCCCCGUCGCUCUAGCCUCGGAAUGUUGCUGCGACGAAGCAAAAGCGCCGACUUGAAGAAGCAGCGAGCUGCAAAGGAGCAGGAGCUCCAACGCCAGCGCGAUGCCGUCUCCAAGUCGCCGCCCCGCCUGCCCGUUCUUUACAACGGGGCCCCCGCUCCACAACUAGGACUCGGCAGCGAGAACCGUCCUGAUUCCCUCGCGAUUGUUUCUGGCAGAGCCGAGUACAUGGCACAAUCCGCCCCGCGGCCCUCAAUGGAACCAUCGCGCUCCGUCAUCAGUGUACCUCCCCCCAUCCCCAACGGUGGCUUUGACCCUUACGCCGGCACCGGCAGCAUGGCACACCGUGGCCGCUACAGCUAUGCCAGCAGCGCCAUCAGCACCAUCAAUAACCCUAGAAGGGUCCGGAGAAGAAAGGAUCCCACACCCUUCAAUAUCCUGAUUGUCGGGACCACCAAUUCCGGUAAAACCUCGUUCCUCGAAUUCCUAAAGACAGCGCUUGAAUUGCCCGCCAAGAAGCGUUCCAAGAGCGUUAUCGACCUGGACGAUCUCCCCAAGCCGCCUCCCUCUGGCAACUUCAUUCCCCACUACCUCGAAACCGAGGUUGACGGCGAACGUAUCGGCCUGACACUGUGGGAUUCUGAGGGAUUGGAAAAGAAUGUUGUGGAUCUGCAGCUUCGGGAAAUGUCCAGUUUCGUCGAAAGCAAGUUCGAGGACACAUUCAAUGAGGAGAUGAAGGUUGUACGGUCGCCUGGAGUACAGGAUACUCACAUCCACGCCGUCUUCCUCGUUCUCGACCCAGCCCGCCUAGACCGGAACAUCGCAGCCGCCAAGGCCGCGAGCGCAAAUGGCCAACACAACGGUGGGAAGCACUAUCCGCACGCUCGGAUCCUGGGUGGCCUGGAUGAGGAUCUUGAUCUCCAGGUCCUGCGGACGUUGCAGGGAAAGACGACCGUCAUUCCCGUCAUCUCAAAAGCCGACACCAUCACCACCAAGCACAUGAACGCGCUCAAGAAAACAGUUGCAGAUAGCUUGAAGAAGGCUAAUCUCGACCCCUUGGAAGCCCUGGGUUUGGAUGACGAUGACACCAGCAGCCCGGAUUCCAGCAAGAUCGUGGAGGAGGACGAGGACCAACAGCAAGAAGAGGGCGAAGUGGAGGCGAGCGCCGACGAUCAGGAGCUGCCCGCUCAGGCCCAGGGCUCCAAUCCGCCAUUUGACCGAUCUUCCACUGGCUCUGUCCGCCGUCGCAGGGUCUCAGAGGAGAAGGAGGGCGGCAAAGAGGAUGAUGUACCUUUCCUCCCCAUGUCAAUUCUGAGCCCAGACAUCUACGAGCCCGGCGUGAUCGGCCGACAGUUCCCUUGGGGCUUCGCCGAUCCGUACAACGAAGAGCACUGCGACUUUCUCCGCCUCAAGGACACCGUCUUCAGCGAAUGGCGAGGAGAGUUGCGCGAGCUCAGCAGGGAGCAAUGGUACGAGGGCUGGAGAACUAGCAGGCUCAAGCAACAUGGUGGGAAAUCGCGCCGGUAA
Canariomyces notabilis is the source of this 1536-nucleotide messenger RNA. RefSeq lists its product as uncharacterized. The record is from RefSeq and is a predicted model, not a curated record. Gene Ontology annotation, biological process: intracellular protein localization; cytoskeleton-dependent cytokinesis. The coding region runs from base 1 to 1536 and encodes 511 amino acids. NCBI's taxonomy places the organism in Eukaryota, Fungi, Ascomycota, Sordariomycetes, Sordariales, Chaetomiaceae. The transcript has 2 exons. Gene Ontology annotation, molecular function: GTPase activity; molecular adaptor activity; GTP binding. Gene Ontology annotation, cellular component: septin complex; microtubule cytoskeleton; septin ring.